CGAACGCGGAACGAUUUUGUUUAUUUUGUUCGCAUGUUUCUUCAUGAGAGCAGCUCCGAGCUCUGAACACGAAGUGUAAAAUCAAAUCUGAUUCAUUACAGUUUUUUUAUCUCAUUUUCUUUAAAAUAGUGGACUGUUCGGAAAAAAAUAUUCCGUAUUUUUGUGCAUUCAAUUUAUUAUAAAAAAGUUCGAAAGUUGCUCAAGUAUAUAGCAUGGAGAAUAUAAACGAUCUUCCAAUCGAGGUUUUAACACUAAUAUUCGAUUAUUUGAGUAUAACAGAUCGCAAAUAUGUUUCACGCGUCUGUCGUCUAUGGAACCAAAUCAUGCACUGCAUACACUUCCAACGGCAGUGUCGAUUAGUGUUCGAUAGCACCUUCGAGGAAGAACUAUCCGAAUUGGAAAAGCGCAUUCUUCGCAGUUGCCGAAAUCUUUCCAUAACGCAUUGGGACGAUGCGGAUGAGGACAGUUACGAUGACGAGGACGAUGAACAGCGGCAGAAGGAAGUUAUCUUUCAGUUCAAAUAUUUAUUCAAACCAAGUCCAGAGCGAAACGUGACAGAUUUGCUUUUCGACGAAGCGCUGCCGCUUGAAAGCCUAGAGAUAAACAGCACUUUCGAUAGUUGCCGGGACAUUAUCGAAGAUCGUUUGCCACAAUUGGAACAGCUUCGAAAGCUUACACUUUCGUUCGAUCAGAAUAGAAGUUCAAAUGGCCCAAAGUCCAACCAAAGUAUAUGGGUCGUUCAACACAAAAGUCUUCAAUCGCUUAGGAUAGAAUUGUCUUAUGAAAUCGAUGCAUUUAGAAUAGACACCCCUUCGCUAACCUAUUUGGAUAUUCAUCCGAAAUGUCGCUGGAGUAUGGAAAUCGUCGAAACAUACUGUCGACAGCUUCAGACCCUGAAAGUACGAUUCCAGCAUGUGGAAUAUAUGGAAGCGUUUCUCUCGUUGCCUUUUCCGAGUUUAAGGCAUCUGCAGGUUCGCAUGUACGACGACAAGGAAACACAGCUGAGAUAUGCUCGGAAUCGGAAUCGUAUACUCGAUGCCGAACGAGACGAACAGUUUGUUAGAGAUAUGCCAAAACUGAGGAAACUACUGUUGGAGAGUAAUCUGAUGUUCUUCCGAAUCGGGGUUCUUCUGUCUAAAUGCAAUCAUCAGUUGGAAGAACUGACAUUAGAGGAACAACAAGUGGACUACGCACAACUGAAAGUGGUAGAAUCUAUGCCAAAGUUAAAGAGUUUAACGCUUUUCCGCUGCGAAGUGUUGAUGCCGUCGCCAAAACUACCAACACUGAAUAUGCCACACCUGGAGAGGUUGGAGUUGUUCUACAACGAAUCGAGCAUCGUGUUCAACGAGGGUCUGUCAGGGUUGAAAUUUCUGAAGAUUUCCUUAUGGACGGAAAAGAACAAUAAAGUAUUGUACAAAAUUUGUAAAAAUCUUCACAAUUUAGAACACUUAGAGGUGCUAGUCAAUUCUAAGUUGGUCAACACGUGCCUUCGUUAUCUGCAUCGCUUGACGAAUCUCCGGACGUUCAAGUUAGACAACAGCGAACCGAAUACCCUCCUCUGGAAACACUGUCCAGUGGUGCCUUCCAUUCGUAAAUUGGUGUUCUACAAUUGCACACUCACCAGUGAAACGAUGCUACCAGUUGCCAGGCUUUUCCCCAACAUGCGUGAGCUUUUCAUUGAUGGUUGCUACUUUAGGAGAGUUGAGGCGGAUGGCAAGGGCGAUAGCGACGGUGAAGACGAUUUGGAUGAAUCCGACAGUGAUCGAAAGAACGACAAUAAGUACCUCAAUGCUGACCGUGUGCGACAGUUGUUUCCUCAGUGUCGAGUGUCGUGCAAUGAAUCGUUUUUCUAUUGGCAUCAUUACCAGUAGAACUGGGGCCUCAUUGCGCAUCUCCUUUCGACAGCACUUUCGUAUGACGGUUUGCAUGAUUUGCUCGUUUCGAAUCGAGGUGCGCAAUGCCACCCCUGGUUGAGAUUAGUAUUAUUUAAAAAAGAUUGUUGACAGAUAAAAAAUAUUUUUUCAUUGAAAAUCA
This is a messenger RNA of Armigeres subalbatus, 2034 nucleotides long. RefSeq lists its product as uncharacterized. The record is from RefSeq and is a predicted model, not a curated record. The coding region runs from base 213 to 1871 and encodes 552 amino acids. The transcript has 5 exons. Gene Ontology annotation, molecular function: protein binding. Lineage: Eukaryota; Metazoa; Arthropoda; Insecta; Diptera; Culicidae.